Molecule: messenger RNA, 768 nt
Organism: Umbelopsis ramanniana AG
Lineage: Eukaryota; Fungi; Mucoromycota; Umbelopsidomycetes; Umbelopsidales; Umbelopsidaceae
Exons: 1
Coding region: 1-768 (255 amino acids)
Biological process (GO): ATP synthesis coupled electron transport
Cellular component (GO): membrane
Molecular function (GO): cytochrome-c oxidase activity; copper ion binding
Source: RefSeq, a predicted model, not a curated record
AUGUUAAAUCUGCUUAAAUCAUUAAAUAUUAUUUCUCCUGUAUGGAAUGAUGCUCCUGAGCCUUGGCAAUUAGGAUUCCAAGAUGGAGCAUCACCUUCAUAUGAAGGUAUUGUUGAAUUACAUGACCAAAUUAUGUUCUACUUAGUAAUUAUUUUAUUAGGAGUAACUUGGGUAUUAUCUUCAGUUGUUUUAAAUUUCAAUUCUAAUAGUAAUAAAAUUGUUCAUAAAUACCAUAACCAUGGUACUUUAAUCGAACUAAUUUGGACUAUUACUCCAGCUUUAGUAUUAAUUGCUAUUGCUUUCCCUAGCUUUAAAUUAUUAUAUUUAAUGGAUGAAGUAAUUGAUCCAGCUAUGACAAUUAAAGCAUUAGGACAUCAAUGGUAUUGGUCUUAUGAGUACUCUGAUUUCGUGAAUGAAGAUGGAGAAUCAAUUGAGUUUGAUUCUUAUUUAGUUCCUACGGAUGAAUUAGAAGAAGGACAAUUAAGAUUAUUAGAAGUAGAUAAUAGAGUAGUAGUACCAGUAGGUACUCAUAUUCGAUUCAUUGUUACAGGAGCGGAUGUAAUUCAUUCUUUUGCAGUACCUGCAUUAGGAUUAAAAAUCGAUGCUAUCCCUGGACGAUUAAAUCAAACAUCUGUUCUAGUAGAGCGAGAAGGUGUGUAUUACGGACAAUGUUCUGAGAUUUGUGGUGUACAUCACGGAUUCAUGCCUAUUGCAGUAGAAGCUGUUUCUUUAGAGAAAUACUUAGCUUGGUUAAAUGAGCAAGCCUAA